AUGCCGGAUGUAAACAAUAACCAUAUUUCAACGCAACAGCCAUUCAGAGAAAUAUCGAACAUCAGAUCCUCAGCGAUGGAUGUAUUGCCUUCCACCAGCAACCCUCAAACUCGAUCCAUUAUCGGUACGAACACGGAUGGCAAUACAGAAAUUGGCUGUCUAGAUGGGUGUAUGGCUGCUCGAGCGCUGGAAGCUUUAACCCGAAGCCAUGCGCGGUUGGCGACAUCGGUCCAGGAAGUGCUGGAAGUAAUCCGUCCUAGGGAUGGCCUGCGCCCUAGGACGGAUUUUGAAUUUGCUCCGAUCGAUUCGCUAGAAGAACUGCAGAGUUUGAAUGCAGUCCUUCAAGACGAUUCGGAAUAUAAAGCAAAACUUGUCCAAUGGUUCGAACUGCAGAUCACUCGUGUGGACGUGAACAAUCGUCUUCACGAUUUAAUUGAUCUGUUGUUCACCAAACGCUUUUUUGCCACAAUGAAUUGGUCAGGCAUCAGCAAAAAGGCCGGACAAACAAAAAUAGCAUUAGGUAAAUUUAAGCUAGUUUUAGAAUUAUUUGUAACUAUAGGAAGUAAUAAAAAUUUAGUAGUUAGUAAGCAGUAUGUUGAGGUAUUUUUAAAAAAAAAGUUAUACCAUGCUAAGGAUAGGAUUAAUAUAAGUGAUAGCAAGCGAACGUCAUGCCAUGGUAAACGUUAG
This is a messenger RNA of Anopheles marshallii, 687 nucleotides long. RefSeq lists its product as uncharacterized. The record is from RefSeq and is a predicted model, not a curated record. The transcript has 3 exons. Lineage: Eukaryota; Metazoa; Arthropoda; Insecta; Diptera; Culicidae. Bases 1 to 687 code for a protein of 228 amino acids.